Molecule: messenger RNA, 2469 nt
Organism: Rhizoctonia solani
Lineage: Eukaryota; Fungi; Basidiomycota; Agaricomycetes; Cantharellales; Ceratobasidiaceae
Product: Reverse transcriptase (RNA-dependent DNA polymerase) domain-containing protein
Exons: 9
Coding region: 1-2469 (822 amino acids)
Biological process (GO): DNA integration; DNA recombination
Molecular function (GO): DNA binding
Source: RefSeq, a predicted model, not a curated record
AUGUCCGUGUUCGAAUCAAUUGCACACACCCAAGCUGCGUUGAGGUUAGAACUGCUCUACCCUGAUGCAACUAAAUCCCCUUCCCAUCAUACCCGCACAGGAGUUGGCAGAUCGCAUCCCACAGCGCCCUCCUCCUCCCCCAGCACAUCCCGCCGCUCACAAGGACACUCCAAGUCACUGUCCGUGCCGCGAUUCGCCCCCUACUCACUCACGCCUGCCGUCUCUGGUUCGCACGCACGCUUUUCAGCGUCAACAUCCAUGAAGUUGAAGAUGGCAUUGGACAACGGGCUUGCCAAGCGCACGCAGAAGAACUACGGCUCGUUCAUAAGCCAAUUCCAAUCGUUUUGCAAGGCCGAGCGUGUGGAGGAAACCGCGAUGUUCCCAGCCGACGAACAGGUGCUGUGCGCAUUCAUCGGUUCUUUUACCGGAGAAAAAUCCGGCAGCACCGCAAACGCAGCCGUAGCCGCCCUCAAAGCGUGGCAUCGUCUACACGGUAUGGACUGGAAUGGGGGCUAUCUACUUUCGCACGUUGUAAAGGGAGUCGCAAACUUAGCCCCGCAUUCCUCACGUCGCACACCGAGACCCCCGAUAUCUAUUGCUAUGCUACAUAAACUACGCGCACACCUCUCUAUGCAGUCUCCAUUCGACAUUGCGGUCUUCGCGGCAGCUUUAACCGCAUUUUGGGGCCAAUGCCGCUUGGGAGAACUACUUGGAUCAUCCCGCCUCCGCCACGACCCGCUUGCUACCCCCUCCCGGUCCUCAAUCUCGUUACCUCCUUCACCGCGGUUACAGGACCCAUCAGCAAGCAUGACUCUGCACCUCCCCCGAACCAAGACACACCAAAUCACCGGCGAACACGUUCACCUAGCAAGCCAGCGAGACGGCUUGUCGCCAAUCACGGCCAUGGUCGCCCACUUGCGCGCCAACGCUUCUAUCCCCGGCUCACAUCACAUCUUCGCAUACUCAACCCGCGACGGUAGCAUCCGUUGCCUUACGCGAGAGGACUUCCUGGUACGCUGUAACGAGGUCUGGAUCACAGAAGGCCACCCGAGCGUUUUUGGUCACUCAUUCAGGAUCGGCGGGACGCACGCAUAUCUUACCGCUGGCGUACCUAGCGAUGUUGUCAAGAAGAUGGGUCGAUGGUCUUCGGACGCGUUCCUAAGGUACUGGCGCAGCAUGGACAAAAUCAUCAAUAUUUACGCAAAAGACAUUUCCGGGUCCCCGCGAGUAUCCGCGGACCACCAGCCCAUGCCAGCGACGCAUUGGGGUGCUGCGCCCGCCCGCACGCGAUGCGUUCGAGCGCAGACGCGCCUUCCGCCACUCGCUCCCUUCGUCCUCGCUCCCGCUCCUCCCGCUUCGUCCUCCCGCUCACGCUCUUUGGGUGAGCUCGCUCGGUGGCUCGGCCCCGGUGGCACCCCGGUUCGGCGUACCGCCUCUCCGGCUCCCACCCCAUGCGUCUACCGGUCUGGAUCGUACGCGCAUCUCCUUUCCCCUUAUCAUACAUGCGGAUCUGCCUCGCAACCUUCCGGGUGGAAGAACAAACGACGCAAUACGGGCGCGAUCGUUAGGACGCGUAGUACAACAGGUGUUGAGCGCGUGAUUGUGAUUGACGUAGGCAAAACGUUUUUAAGUGCCGCACUCGAACUGUUUCCUCGACACGAUCUACGCCAAAUUGAUGCUGUAUUAUUGACACAUGGGCACGCAGACGCUAUUAAUGGACUGGACGACUUAAGAUGCUGGACAUUGGGAGAGAACCGUAUACAAGAUUAUAUCGAUGUUUACCUAUCUGAGGCGACUAUGAACGAUGUCAAGAGAGGAUUUCCUUACCUGGUCUCAAAAGACUUUGCAACAGGAAGUGGCCAUAUACCUCAAUUUAAAUGGCACAUCAUAGAAAGCAAUCGGCCGCUCCGGCUAGAUGGUGUAGACUUCGACAUUACUCCUAUCGAUGUGCACCACGGUAACUUACCAAUACCACAGCAUUCACUUUUGCUUGACACCAGCGUUUCGCCCAUUCCCGAGCCGUACUUGUGCUUUGGUUUUAUUUUCGGGAGUAUCAUGGUAUAUAUGUCAGAUGUUUCAAAUAUCCCAGAUAACACAUGGGAUGUAAUCGAGGCGUGCGGAGGGCUGGGUCCGUACCCGUACCAGCUCUUUGCUGUGGACUGCUUAACUUUAAGGAGCUUAACUGCACAUUUUGGGGUCAAGGAUGCGAUCGAUGCAGCAGUUCGUUUGAAUGCACACAGAACAUGCCUCUUUGGAUUUGGGCAUGAGAUUCCACACGACGUAUGGGACAUUAUUGGGAGAAGGGUGGCAUGUGAAGAUGUAGGGACGGUGUGGCCAUCCGCACAGAAGGCUUUGGAUUAUUUGUCACGAGUGGGCGUGCAACAAAAGCAAGACAUCAGGAUCAGUCCUGUAUACGAUGGAGAGUUGUUCAGGGUUCUGGAUGGGCAACCAAGUGACACCAAAAGUUAA